UCGAGGCCGACCCUCGGCAGGGCCUCGCGUGGGUGCACUUCAAGGUGCGCUGCAUCUUCCAGCUGCUCGGCGCCGCGCUGCUCCUCUUUCCCGCGCUGCGCGUGCUCGGCCCCGACCCGGCCUUUGCGCUAAACGUCAACGCGGCGCCGAUGCUCGUGCUGGGCGCUUGCGCACUCGCUUCGCCGCUGUACGCGGGUCCCGCGGCGCGCGGCGCCGUGCUCUCCUGGCUAGGCAGACUCGGCACCACGGCGGCGGAGCGCGAGGCGGCCGUCGUCUCGACGCUCUGCGGCCUCGGCAGACAGUCGGACGGGUCGCUGCUGCGCAAGGCUGGCUUGUCCUUUCGCGUCAUCUCGUUCGACCGCCUGAGGUCCGACGACUUCGUCCCGGGCGGCGGAGGCGGGGACGCGGACAAGCGGGCGGAGAAGGCUGCUCUCGGAGACUGCGACGCGUUUGUGUCGCACGCGUGGCUCGACAACGCCGCCGCCAAGUGGCAG
Messenger RNA from Emiliania huxleyi CCMP1516, 494 nucleotides. RefSeq lists its product as hypothetical. The record is from RefSeq and is a predicted model, not a curated record. NCBI's taxonomy places the organism in Eukaryota, Haptophyta, Isochrysidales, Noelaerhabdaceae. The annotation marks the transcript as partial. The transcript is spliced from 6 exons.